Adineta ricciae is the source of this 411-nucleotide messenger RNA. The record is from the annotation of a GenBank genome assembly. Lineage: Eukaryota; Metazoa; Rotifera; Eurotatoria; Adinetida; Adinetidae.
AUGAAUAUGGAUGUUGAUCUUAAAUUAGAAACGAAGAUAUCACGUAGAGAGCUCAGAGUGCUUCUACUUCAUGAAUUCCGUUUUGGUCGCAAAGCAACGCAAGCAACACGCAACAUAUGUAGCAUGAUGGGCAAGGAUGUAUUCUCUGUCUGCACAGCGCAACAUUGGUUCCAUCGGUUCAAGAAUGGCAACUUCGAGGUCGAUGAUUUACCUCAUACCGGAAGAUCAUCUGAGGUGGAUAUCGACCGUUUAAAGCAGCUUAUCGAAGAAGAUCCUAGGUUGACUAGACGGUGUUUAGCAGAGCAGCUCGGAUGCUCUCAUACUACAGUAGAAACACAUCUGGCGGAUUUAGGCAAAACCUGCAAAUAUGGUGUUUGGAUACCACAUGAACUAUCACCACAUCAACUCUAG